Messenger RNA from Equus quagga, 2255 nucleotides. RefSeq names its product synaptotagmin 10 (gene SYT10). Gene Ontology annotation, molecular function: syntaxin binding; calcium ion binding; calcium-dependent phospholipid binding. The transcript has 7 exons. Lineage: Eukaryota; Metazoa; Chordata; Mammalia; Perissodactyla; Equidae. The record is from RefSeq and is a predicted model, not a curated record. Gene Ontology annotation, cellular component: membrane. The coding region runs from base 1 to 1572 and encodes 523 amino acids. Gene Ontology annotation, biological process: calcium-ion regulated exocytosis; cellular response to calcium ion; regulation of calcium ion-dependent exocytosis.
AUGAGUUUCCACAAGGAGGACGGAGUGAGCAGCCUGUGCCAGAAGGCGCUGCACAUCGUCACCGAGCUGUGCUUCGCGGGCCAGGUGGAGUGGGAGAAGUGCUCGGGCAUCUUCCCCGCGGACAGGGGCAGCCAGGGAGGAGGCAGCACAGAUAUUUCAGUCAGCUUGUUAGCAGUCGUUGUCAGCUUUUGUGGCCUGGCCUUGUUGGUUGUCUCACUUUUUGUCUUCUGGAAGUUGUGCUGGCCUUGCUGGAAGAGCAAACCCGUGACUCCCAACGUUAGUACCAUUCCACAGAGCAUGUCAAGUGCUCCUACUGAAGUUUUUGAGACUGAAGAGAAAAAGGAGGUUAAAGAAAAUGCAAAGCCAGCACUGAAAGCUCUUGAGCCUGCGAUAAAAAUCAGCCACACUUCCCCUGAUAUCCCAGCAGAAGUCCAGACUGCUUUAAAAGAACAUUUAAUUAAACAUGCACGUGUGCAAAGACAAACUACUGAGCCUACGUCUUCAUCCCGCCACAAUUCCUUCAGGAGACACCUACCAAGGCAAAUGCAGAUUUCCAGUGUUGAUUUUAGCACGGGCACGGAACCUAUUUUACAAAGAGGAGAAACAACAACCAGCAUUGGCAGGAUAAAACCAGAGCUCUACAAACAGAAAUCAGUUGACUCUGAGGGCAACACGAAAGAAGAUGUCAAAACCUGUGGGAAAUUUAACUUUACCCUGCAGUAUGAUUACGAAAAUGAACUUCUAGUUGUUAAAAUUAUCAAAGCCUUAGAUCUCCCUGCUAAAGACUUCACAGGAACUUCAGACCCUUAUGUGAAGAUGUAUCUUCUUCCAGACAGGAAAAAGAAAUUUCAGACCCGCGUCCACAGAAAGACUUUAAAUCCUCUAUUUGAUGAAACUUUUCAGUUUCCUGUAGCAUACGAUCAACUAAGCAACCGAAAACUACAUUUCAGUGUAUAUGAUUUUGACAGAUUUUCUAGACAUGAUAUGAUUGGAGAAGUGAUUCUUGACAAUUUAUUUGAAGUCUCCGAUCUCUCCAGGGAAGCCACAAUAUGGAAAGAUAUUCAUUGUGCUACCACAGAAAGCAUAGACCUGGGUGAAAUCAUGUUUUCCCUUUGUUAUUUGCCAACUGCUGGACGUAUGACCUUGACAGUCAUCAAGUGCAGAAAUCUGAAGGCUAUGGAUAUUACUGGCUCAUCAGAUCCUUAUGUCAAAGUGUCUCUGAUGUGUGAGGGUCGAAGAUUAAAAAAGAGGAAAACAACUACAAAGAAAAACACUCUAAACCCUGUGUACAAUGAGGCCAUUAUUUUUGACAUCCCUCCGGAGAAUGUGGACCAGGUCAGCCUCUCCAUUGCCGUCAUGGAUUAUGAUAGGGUAGGACACAAUGAGGUCAUUGGAGUGUGUAGAACAGGCCUGGAUGCUGAGGGUCUUGGGCGAGACCACUGGAAUGAAAUGCUGGCCUACCACCGAAAACCAAUAACACACUGGCACCCCUUGCUGGAGCUACCUGGCCGGGCGACCAGUUUUGAUAGUCAAGGAUCCUGUCCAUCUCCCAAACCACCUCCCACACCGUAAUGCCUCCAAAAUAAGACCAUUAUAAUCAGGACCCAGGAUCAUGUGCUCAUCAGAUCAGAAAAAAAGCGGACGGUUUGAUUUCCUCAUUUAAAAUACAUCUUGAUAAUGAACAAACUUGUGCAAUUUUUCAUUUACUUUUUUUGUCUGUUUAUUAACUUUGGACAUCUUGAUAUAUUUUACUUGAAUACAAAUAGUCCUUACUUAUAGAAGGCAUUUUAUUCUUCGUGUCAUAUGCCUAUUAGCACAAAGAGUGUUUUAAUAAGUUGUAAUUGUUUUCAUAAGCAAAGAAAUAUGUUUUUUAGAAAGAACCCAUACUAAUCUGAAAUUGAAUAUAGUGUAUGCUGCUAUUGUAUACAGGAGCACAUGUCACAUAUGUAUGGUUUUGAUUUUGUUACAAUGAUGUUUAUUUCUAGGUGUGCACAUGGUUCUAUAAAAACUUUAACAGAAAUUUCAGACUUAACUUACACAACAUUAAAAUAUUUGUGCUAUCAAAUUAAUGUUACCCAUCUGAUAAUAUAUUCUUUCAUUCUCAGCAAAUUCUUUUCUUGGUAAGGCUUGGCUCUGCCAAACUCAAAACUUUGUCUCUCAAGCUUGUUCUUUAAAACAUACAGAUGGAACUAUAAUUUAAAGAACCAUUUUGAAUAUAAAUUUAAGAAGUAAUAUUUAGUAGCUGGAAAAUGGAG